AUGCGCCUUGACGAGACUGGAAAUAUUAGUGUUUUACUGACGAUCAUCUUCAUGUUUGCACUCUACGUUCUAGCUAUCAUACUGGCAAGAAGGGCGGAUAGGAAAGAUCACGAGAAGGUAACAGCUCUUUGUUAAAAUAAUAUGGUAUUGUUUUUAACACUUUUUACUUUUAAUGUAAAAGAAACUAUAUCAGUUUAUCGACCAUUUCAAUCUAUUUUGGUUCACUGAAGCAACUAUUUGCAUUGCUGGUAGGACGUUUCAUGGACGAAAGAUGACUAAAAUUGAUUGUAAAAAAUAUAAAGCGCGGUUUCCAUUUGCCUAGCAAAUUUUCGUUUUGUUUGGCUUUUCCACUUUUAUCGACUGAGUCUUGUUAUGCAAAUCCAGACACUUUAGACAAGAAUCGUGGCGCAAGAGAAAGAAGUGGAUUUCCAUUCGUUCGCUUUUUUACUUUCCCUUGGUGCUAUUUGUAAAUAAUUCCCAAUAAUAUUUGUUUGCGCGAGUAGUAUAGUACUUUUUGUCCAGGAAUAUCAUUAAGUUACGCAGAAAUGAAAUGCGGGCGAAUCUUAUUAAGAUAAGGUCAUGUGCUGUUUAAGGUGAUAUAUGCGGGUUGACUGUUCAGUUCGGUUAGCUAUUUUUAGUCUUCUCCACAAUUCAGUUAUUUUGUUACCCCUUUAUAUGUCCCAUCGACCUAAAAUAACUAAACAACCUGUCAAACCAGUCAAACCACCUCGAAACAGCCCAUGACCUUAUCUUAAUGAGAUUAUCCCGCAUAAAGACAAACGGAAUAACGUCACUGGCGUUAAUGCAUUCCUGCGCACGUUAAUGCGAUUCCUGCGAAAAAAAGGAUUCAGUCUCUACUAUACUUCUUGCGCGAGGCAGAAGAUUGUACCAAAAAUUUAGUGCCCUUUCAUUUCAACCCUUCAGCUUGGCCCAAGAACUGUUUUAAAAUCUGACGAAGAAAGAGAGGAUAUUUUCCGCAGUCAGUAUGAAAUCAUACUAAGCACCGGUGUCUGGUUCAACAGUGGUACGACAGCCAACGUAACAAUGAUGUUUUACGGCAGCUCUUCUAACAGUGGAAAGAUCACCGUGUCUCCCAACAUGAACCCUAGCCACGCCCUCCUUUCUCGCGGGAGUGUUGACAAGUUUAUUAUCAACCUCUCAUCUUCCCUUGGAGCAUUACGCCAUGCUUAUAUCUGGCACGACAACUCCGGGGACAAUCCCUCAUGGUAUUUAGAUCAUAUCACAGUCAGAGACAAACAAACUGACAGAGAAUGGACCAUGUCGUGUAACCAUUGGUUUGCUCCUGACAAAGAUGAUGGAAGUAUUUUUAGGAAGCUUUCCGUAGAAAGAACAACAGCAGAGCUGCCAAAUUUUCAAGAAACGUUUCGCUCUAAACUGUCCGGCUUACUUUUUGAGACCCAUUUGUGGAUGUCAUCUGUUACCAAACGUCCAGGAAACUCCUUCACUCGCGCGCAACGUGUCACGUGUUGCCUUUGUGUCGUGUUCACUGCGAUGCUCGCCAAUGCAAUGUUUUAUAACUUGGAGGGCGAAGUUGACAGCAGUUCUAUCAGAAUUGGUCCUCUAAAGGUAUCCAUAAGACAAAUUAUCAUAACAAUUCAGAGCUGUCUUGUGAUAGCACCCAUAAACUUCUUUAUUGUUGCCAUCUUUAAAAAUUCGAGCCCAACGUUUGGCAAAAGUUGUUGCAAACGUCCGAGGGACGAGAAAACUCAGAAUUUGGAUGAAGAUGACGAGAAACCACUACCCCACAUUUUUGUGUACAUUGCCUGGUUCCUUUGUUUCGCUGUCUCCUUCGGUUCAGCUGUGGUGGUGUUUUUCUACAGCCUUAUGUGGGGCAAAGAGACCGCGGACCAAUGGCUGUCUUCAAUCCUUAUGUCUAUUACAAUGGAUGUCCUUGCUAUUCAACCUGUGCGGCUCGUCGUACUAGCGGCAGUAACCGCUAUAAUUAUAACGAAAGCAAGAAGUACCAAAGCAAAACUCUCUUUAAAAGGAAGGUAUGUGCAUUGUGCCUCAAUAGGUUGUUUUGUUGUGAUUGUUUGAAAAUCUUAGCAGCGUGGCCGUGUGGUCAGCGCGGCGGAUUCGCAAUCUGGUGGUCCAGGGCGCGAAUUCGGCCCUGGUCACUUGCUGGAUUUGUUCUCAGUUGGACCGAGGUAAAGUCCUCGACCACACUUGUAAAUAGCCAACUGGUUGCCUCCUGUCAGUCAGGUUUUUAAUCUCGUUAUGUUAUAUUUGAAUUGUUUAUAACCAGUUUUUAAGUGGAGUGCCUGUAGACUAGCUGGGUAAGCUAAGUACAAUUUCCACAAUAAUCAAGCCUUUAACCUUUUAAGCAUUGAUAUCGAAGCCGUUGUUUUUAAUAAUAUAAUGUUAUUCAUGUCAUCUCUAAACCAAUGACAUUUAAUGGUAUGCCUCAAGUUGUAAAAAAAUACUGUCAGUUACAGUUCCAUAAUUUUUGCCUGGUCUACCAUACGUUCCAAGACGACACUGCUGUGAAUGAAUGCCAACCAACCAAUUCAUCCCCCCUCAGUACUCUCAGAGGUACAGCAGGGGAGGGGAAGGGCAUUCGGAACCUCCAUUGGGUUUUGUUAAGUUAUAAUAAUUUCGUCUGCCACAAGAAAACACCUUUUCUUUUGAAACUUCCGAAAAUAGGAAAUUGUGAACCACAAAGUUAUAUUUCCCCUCAGGUCUACCGAAGAGGAAGAUGAGGAAGACAUUCCAAACAUGGAUAAUGAAGAUUUACCAGAUCCAUUGCAGUUAGAAUGGUUUAAAAAGUACAAAAUGGAUCAAGCAGAAACCGUGGCGCUUUUUAGGUCCUUGACAUUCUAUCUGGUAUUCGUUUUGAUACUGGCGAUUGUUUGUUACGGAAACAGAGAUUAUCACCAGUAUCUGAUGGGCAAAGAAACGAGAACUAUUCUUCCAAGAGCUGAAAAGGUAUAAGAUUUCAGUUAGUGGUGGCUGGUGAAUUUUGAGGCCAUUGCUUUCUGUGAAUACUUUGUUAUUCGCUUGAGUUUUUGCUUUUAAUCCUACCAAGGUUUUCGCUCCGUCCCGGAAUCCCGAACAUUCUUAUCGACCAAUCACAAUCCCGGUCAGAUCUUUUAAUUACAUUGCCUCACAACUUGAUUUCAAAAUUUUUCGUCAAUUACAACUCCCGGAAAUUUAGAAAGGGCAAUCCCAUAUGAUGCCUUAUCACCGUGAGUUAUCACGGUAAGUCGAUUACAGGAGAGUUACCAAAUCUUGUAAUUUCAAUAUUCUGCAUGUCAAGUAUUGAAAUUUCAAAACUUCGAAUAAGGCGAAUAUUAGAAUUUAGAGAUUUGAUGUGCAGAAUAUUUCUCUGUGAUUUUUUCCAGGUCGAUGGUGCCCUCAAAUUCUGGACCUGGAUGAGCACCAAUUUUACCGCUAAUGUCUUUGGAAGCCGUUGGUACAACGGUAAAGAAGAAACAAAUGGAAUAUACAUGAGCGACAAAAGCUCUAUUCUGCUUGGCAUGCCACGAAUAAGACAGCUGAGAAUUAAAAAAGGUGAUCUUCACUAUUCGCUUGACAAUAAAGUUAAAAAAACUACUUAGUUCAGGCUGAUUUGACAAUUCCAGAAUAGGUCCUUUGUGGCUAGUACAAAGCCACCAACCUAGAAAGCACGGGGCGCACUGAAACAGAAAAAACAAAGAGCUGGAUGGUGAUUUUCCAGUAGAUGUCGUUCUCCAUGCUUUGAACAACUUUGUACCUGUUGAUCAUAAUAAUAAGAGACAACCUCACAAGAAACUGGUGUAGUAGUAUAUAGCGCACUGAUUUAACCUUUUUGCGCAGGAACCGCAGUCAAUCAAUCAAAAAGCAAGACAAUAACUAGAAAACCUGUCAAACCGAUUAAACCACCUAAAAAUAGCCCAUGACCUUAACAAGAGAUAAAGGCAAUAGGCUAUGACGUCAUCAACAUUAAUGUAUUUCGGCGCACACUUAUGGGAUUUUUCCGCAUUUUAUUCAUGAGAUACAACCUCGUUCCCAGGGUUCACUCUAUUCCUCUUUCGAAAAAGAAUUCUUUCUUGAGGGAGGAAGAGAGAGAACCCUGGGAACGAGUUUGCAUGAGAUAUGACGUCAUCGAUGUCUGUGUAUUCCUGCCCAUAUAAGGAAGUAACGUGUCCCUGAUUUACUACUGUUGACCAUAAUAAUAAGAUGCAACCUUACAAGAAAUUGUUUCUUGUUUUCUUUUUUCCACUAACAGAGGUAUGUCCUAGGACUCUGAGAAAAGGGUACAAUAUAUCUGGCAAUUGUUAUCCGCAAUAUUCCAAACAACUUGAGGACAAAACAUCAAUGUACCAGCCAAAGUGGAAACCUCUUCCUACCAACUCCUCUCCUUUUGUUUUUAAAGAGUUAUGUCCAAAGCCGUGGCGUUAUCGUUCCUCGGAAGAGAUGAAGACUUCACCUUUGAUGAGUCCUCGCGUAGUUUAUGGUGGUGGAGGUUAUGUAGCGGAUCUGGGCUAUGAAAUGGAGACCGCAAGAGAUGUUUGUAAUGUUCUUAGUAAAAACAAUUGGAUUGACCGACGAACUAGAGCAGCAAUUGUGGAAUUUAGCAUCUUCAAUUGCAACGUGAACGUUUUGGUGGUGUGCCAUUAUUUCUUUGAGUUCUUAGCUUCUGGUGGCGUUUUCACUUACGUUAAAGUAGACAUUUUAGACUUGUAUCCGGUAGAAGCUGGUCUUGCCCAACUUGUUCUACUUUUUCGACUUGUUUUCGUCGUCAUGGUUAUUGCUUCCAUGGUCAUAGAAAUCGUGAAAAUUGUCCGUCAAAGACGGUCGUAUUUCAAGAAAGUUCAUAACUGGCUUAGUAUUGUUCUAAUUAUCGUGUCUGUUACAGCUGUGGUAAUUCACAUCAUCCGAGAACAGCGCACUCAAAAUACUAUCAAGCAACUCAAAGCGAAUUUUUACACCACUGUCAGCUUCCACGAUCCUUUAGGAUUGCUAGAAGUUGAAACAAUCAUUCUUUCUUUAGUUGUUUUUCUAGCAACCCUCAAGUUACUCAGCCUCCUACGUUUCAGCAAGCAAAUUGCCAUUCUGUUGUUAACAGUUAAGGUCGCUUUAAGACAUUUGGCCUACUUCUCUAUGAUGUUUAUCAUAAUCUUUCUUGCUUUUGGCAUGUCCGGAAUGUUGGCCUUUGGAAGUGUCACGGAAUCUUAUUCCAGCAUUCUCCAUCUUUGUGUCUCCCAGUUUGAGUUUGUUCUCGGCAAAGCAGUUCCUCAAAUGGACAUGAAUAAGGUGAAUCCUCCGCUAGCCUUCUUGUAUUCCAUUCUCUACAUAUCCUUCAUGACUGUUAUUAUUGUCAAUUUAUUCAUCGCGAUUCUGAAUUCUUCUUCAGAGGCAAUAAAAAAUAAUCAGGAAUCUGUAUCUGACAAGCUCGACCUGGCCGAUUUCAUAGUUGGCUAUUUCACCCAUGGCUUUGUCAAUAUUUUUCGCAGAAAGCAACAUCAACAGCCUCCGCUUUACUGUGAAAACAUAACGGUUAAAGACGACUGUGCUUACGUAGAGAACAGCCUUGAUAAGAUCAACGCUCGAAUUUUAACUUUGGCAGACGACCCAUAUACAGAACACUACCUUCGUUUCUUGAACGUUUGGCUCAGAAACGCUUCCAUCAAGAGAACACAA
Messenger RNA from Porites lobata, 5643 nucleotides. Lineage: Eukaryota; Metazoa; Cnidaria; Anthozoa; Scleractinia; Poritidae. The record is from the annotation of a GenBank genome assembly.